Messenger RNA from Ilyonectria robusta, 1860 nucleotides. RefSeq lists its product as uncharacterized. The record is from RefSeq and is a predicted model, not a curated record. NCBI's taxonomy places the organism in Eukaryota, Fungi, Ascomycota, Sordariomycetes, Hypocreales, Nectriaceae. The transcript is spliced from 2 exons. Bases 1 to 1860 code for a protein of 619 amino acids.
AUGUUUCCCUUCCCUGUUCAAGACGACCAGGCCGUGAGGCCUUUGUCCGACGAUGACCAGCAAGUCCUGCUGGGACUCGUCCGUCGCUAUGGCGUCUCCAGUCUCGUCUGCGCCCUGAGCGGUGUCGGUACGCCAUCCCGUGCCUCUACCUUCUCGGCCACCACUCUUCUCAGCAACACCAGUGCACCCUCUCUCACCUGGAGCAGUUCCGAGGCUUCUCAUGGCCGCUCUGAUGCCGCGUCGAUACGCACUCAGUCCACCUGGCAAGACGCCAACGCCGACGUCCCUUCGAUCCAUGAGGGUGAUGUUGGAAAGAUCCCCGACCGUACUUGGCUCGACUCACCCGCGCUCAUGCAAUCACCGCUUCCCUCAUGCGAUGUCACUUCUAACCCAUCUCCCCGACAUGUCACACCGACUUCCAAGAAGUACCAAUGCCCCAUGUGCUACCUGGACAACAACCCCGUGGGCUUUGGCCGCAAGAGUGAUUUCAAGAAGCAUCUGUACAACUUCCACGGCGUCGAUACGAUCUGGAUCUGCAAGACCAAGGGCUGCCACCUCUCUUUUGCUACUGAGCGAGCCUACAGCACCCACGCCAAGGAGACGCACCGCAUGGAUGCGUUGCCCAACAGCUCGGCCAAGACGGAUCUUUGCCCCCAGGUUGUCUUUGCUUGUGGCUUCGCCAACUGCAAGGACCGUGUCUUCGAGGCCCAGAACAACGAACAGGCAAUGGCUAGCCGUGACAAGUACUUUGAGCACAUUGCCAAGCACUUUGAGGAUGGCUUUGACGUUAACAACUGGGAGUACAAGGUGCAGUUGCACAACCUGAUGCGCCAAUCCAAGGUCAAGUCCAUCUGGAAGACGUGCAUCUGGCCCAAGGAGAGGAGGACGCAAUUGAGUUGGAGGCCGCGAUCGUCUGGUGACCUCAAGCGCAUGCUCGAGGCCAGACACCUCGGCGAUGAUAUCUCAACCCUCGUCCGCCUCGCCUUCAUCCUCGGUACUUCGCCCUUCACCAACGCCAACACACCGCCUCCUAGCGAGAUCGACCUCCAGUUCCCCUUGCCCGUCCGAUCCGAGUGCUUGAUGGACACCGUGGGUCACUCUGAAGGGUCGCAGCAGCCAAAGUCGGACUCUUCAAGCAUCAGCGCGAGCACUCCCGCACCCAGCAUUCACAAGCAACAGCAACCGCAAACCCCUCAACCCAACAACCUCCCUGCCCGACGGAUCAAGCAGGAGACUCGCCCUAGUACUCCCGUGGAUGGCCUCCCUGAGCCCAUGAUCCAGGACGAUCUGACAUCCGGACCUCACCCUGGUACUCCCUUCCCCAUCCCCGACGAGACGGUAUGGCCCGUGGGUGCGCCCAAGUUCGCGCCCGACCAGAUGAACACCUUUGCCGACGCCACCAUGACCUACAUCCUCCCCGGACAGGAACUUCCCCAACAACAAUGGGGCAACAUGAGCCCUAUACCGCAGUACCACCAGCAAGACGAAAUUAUGACCAACGUCUACAUGACCCCGAACACCUCUUCCGUCCGACCCGCAACUCCGAUUCCCUCUAAGCGACCCGGAUCCUGGGGGAAGCGUCUCAGUCUUGAGAACCUCCGACCGAAGAAGAAGAACACUAGCAUCUACGGAAGCCCGGCCUCCGACACCGAGGCCGUGCCCCCGGUGCCCGCCAUGUACGCCGCCGAGAUGAUCCCCACCUCCGUGCCUGUGGGUUACGACCUGCCGAUGCGGAUGGGCCACCCGGCUCACGGCUUCACCUCGAACCCUCAGGGGUACAUGCACCACCACCAGGCUCAGAUGCAGCAUCUUGGUUCACCAACGACCUUUUACCUCGACGACACGGACAUUAGACUCUAA